AUGCUGACGUACGAGAAGGUGGACAUCAAUGAGAAAAACGGCAAGGACUCAAAGAUCCUGCACAAGGAUUUCGAGAACUUCCUGCCGGCGGAUGUGGCCAACUACGACGACUGGAACGAGCUUUUUUGUGACCCCAAGCGCUUGGGGGAGUCGCUCUUGUUGGAGGAUGGCAGUCAGCUCUUUGAGCAGCCGGGCGGCGAGCGCUUUGCCGCCCUGCACAAGAUGGACUGGGCCGCGAGCUUGAACCGCUUCUGGACCAAGACCCACCGGGAGGUGCACUCCAUGUGGGGAUUUCUGGCCUCUACGCAUCGCAUUUGGCUGGUGAAGCAUGCCUUCCUGUUUUGCUUGGGUUUGACGCUUGCGGUCAAAGAUCCUGACCACAUCGACUUUGGUCAUGUGGCGCUUUUGGGCAACACCUGGCCGGUGCGCUUGGCGGCGGUGGGGCUUCUAGUGCCUUUGCACGCCUUCCUCUGGGGCUUUGCGCGGUACCACACCACCGGCUCACCAGUUUGUCGGAGGAUCUCCGGGCCGGCGUGUUGGCUCGCUAGCUUUGGUCGCACCGUGCUUUGGGCCUCGCCUGUCUUCACCUACGCGGCGUUGCGGUAUAUUGAGCUCCAGGGCAAGCUGAACGACGAGAAUUCUGAUCUGCAGAUUGGCCUCGUCUCGAGCUGA
This is a messenger RNA of Effrenium voratum, 672 nucleotides long. NCBI's taxonomy places the organism in Eukaryota, Dinophyceae, Suessiales, Symbiodiniaceae. The record is from the annotation of a GenBank genome assembly.